Messenger RNA from Onthophagus taurus, 2350 nucleotides. It is a transcript of the gene sotv, whose product is annotated as exostosin glycosyltransferase sotv. The record is from RefSeq and is a predicted model, not a curated record. Gene Ontology annotation, cellular component: membrane. Gene Ontology annotation, molecular function: glycosyltransferase activity. NCBI's taxonomy places the organism in Eukaryota, Metazoa, Arthropoda, Insecta, Coleoptera, Scarabaeidae.
UUAAACGAACUAUUAAACUAUUUGUGUAUAAUUUAAUAUUAUUUUAUUGGUGUUUUAUGUCUUUAUGUUUGAAUCAAAAUCUGGGUAAAAACUUAAAAUGUCAUUUCGCAAGAACAUAACCUCAAAAAAGAAAAACUGCGUUAUAUUUAUUUUUGCUCUAUAACAAUUAAACACUUUACAUUCAGCACCUAAUUGAACCGCCAUUGGAAAGAAAACCGCCAUGGACAUUUGCAAAACGUUGUGGCAUUGCGAUAAGAAAAACACUUUAUCUGAUGUUAUUUGAUGCCCCAAGAAGUAAUAACAGAUGGGACGACGAAAUAUAAAAAGGUGAAUCUGUACAAUUUAAAAUCAGCCCCUGAAGUGAUAAUAACCAAUGGGCAAGAUGAAGCGGCCCCGACGAAUUCGAAGUGUACCUUUUGGGAUUGUUUUAAUAUCUAUAAAUGUGGAAUGACUGGUCAUGAUAGAAUCACGGUUUACGUGUAUCCUUUGAAGAAAUAUACCGAUGAGAAAGGAAUUCCUGUUACUGAAACAAUGUCGAAAGAGUACUUUACAAUACUUGAAACUAUAGUUGAGUCAAAAUAUUACACUGCUAAUCCUUAUGAGGCUUGUUUAUUCGUUCCUGCUAUUGAUACUUUAAGCCAGGAGAGAUUAAGAGUUAAUUUAACAUCGAAAGUUUUAGCCACAUUACCACAUUGGGGAAAUGGGGUAAAUCACCUCAUUUUUAAUAUGUUAGCUGGAGUUUUUCCUGAUUUUUCAACUACUCUCGAGAUUAAUACUGGAAAAGCUUUAAUUGCAGGAGCUGAUUUUGAUAGUUACACCUUUCGAUAUGGCUUUGAUGUCUCUUUACCAGUAUUUAGCCCUUUUGCUAAAUUGGGGGAAAUCAAAAAUGUUCACAAUCAAAGGGACUGGUUAGUUCUUUCAACUCAAAUCUCGAUUGAUCCAUAUUUCGCUCAAGAACUUCAAGAUCUUCAACUACUCCAUUCCAACGACCUUCUCAUUUUAGACGAAUGCAGAGAAGACAAAAAUUAUACUCGCCGUUGCGACGUUGAAACUCAACACAAAUAUCGUUACCCACAAAUUUUACAAAAAAGCAAAUUUUGUUUGGUUUUUCGUGGAGAACGAAUGGGACAAUUAGUGCUUUUAGAAGCGAUGGCUGCGGGUUGUGUUCCUGUUAUAGUCGAAGACGGAGUUGUGAUGCCUUUUCAUAACGUAAUUGAUUGGAAACGGGCCGCCGUUUUUAUAAUGGAGGAACAUAUUCGGGGGUUAAUGGAUGUUUUGGCGAAUAUUUCCGAGGAGAGGCGAUUGAGAAUGCGGAAACAAGUUCUUUUUUUGUAUCGGAGUUAUUUUAAGGGGAUUAAAGAGAUUGUUGGGACCGUUUUGAAUGUGAUUCAAGACCGGGUUUAUCCCCAAUGGGGGCGAGUUUAUGACGAUUGGAAUAUGUCACCUGAAGAGAAGUUAACGAAUCCUUUGUUUUUGCCGAUAACAGCGCCGAGGAAUGAAGGAUUUACCGCGGUUAUUUUGACUUAUGAUCGAGUUCAAAGUUUGUUUGUGCUCAUUGAGAAGUUGGCUAAAGUUCCUAGUUUGAUGAAGGUUAUCGUUGUUUGGAAUAAUCAAAGGAAAUCUCCACCAUCUUUGUCAUCAUUCCCCCAAAUACAAAAACCGCUGAAAAUCAUUCAAACGCGAGCGAAUAAACUUUCAAAUCGAUUUUAUCCUUAUGAAGAAAUCCAAACUGAAGCCGUUUUAAGCAUUGAUGAUGAUAUUGUUAUGUUGACAGCUGAUGAAUUGGAGUUUGGUUAUGAAGUUUGGCGAGAAUUUCCUGAUAGAUUAAUCGGUUACCCAUCGCGAACUCACAUUUGGGAUAACACCACGUUAUCGUGGAAAUACGAAUCCGAAUGGACUAAUGAAAUAUCGAUGGUGUUAACUGGAGCCGCUUUUUUACAUAAAUAUUGGCAUUAUUUAUACACGACUUCGAUGCCUUCUGAAGUUAAAGAUUGGGUUGACGAUCAUAUGAAUUGUGAGGAUAUCGCAAUGAAUUUUUUGGUGGCUAAUGUUACAAAUAAACCUCCUAUUAAGGUGGCGCCGAGGAAAAAAUUUAAAUGCCCCGAAUGUGUUAAUAACGAGAUGUUAUCAGCCGAUUUAGGACACAUGAUCGAACGUUCAAAAUGCGUCGAUCGAUUUGCGAAAGCUUUUGGACGAAUGCCGUUAAAAUCGGUGGAAUUUCGCGCGGAUCCGGUGCUUUAUAAAGAUCCGUUUCCUGAGAAACUUAAAAGAUUUAAUGAUAUCGGAAGUUUGUAAUUUUUUUUUAUAUUUUAAUAUUUGUGGAAUUAUUUAUUUGUGCCAUUGUUUUAAA